UUAUCAUUUAUGAGUAAAAGCGCACCGACCGCGAGUCCGAGUCAUACUGCCAGCCACCGGAAAAUAUAAUAUUAUUAUUCAUAAAAUUACAGUAUUAUACACAUAGUAACAAGUGAGAAAGUAACAACAUUAGCCAUCAUCGUCCAUCGUCGUCGCAAUUUUCCGCUAUGAACGGUCCGGCUGAAAUAAUAUUAAAAAAGCAAUCGUCGUAGUCGAUCCACUCGGCCGACGUGAUAAAUAUUAGUGAGGCGUACCUAAGUACCGGUUAUUGGGCAAUAGGCACUGGCGAGCUUUUUUUUUAAACUUUUAUCAUAACGAUUGCUGUCUGACGAUGGGCGGCAUUUUGUCGUGGAACAAUCGUCGCAGAAAUAAGUAAUAAGAAUAACAUUCAUCAUCCGCCGACGGCCAUGUAAAAUGAUCGGACCGUCGCCAUAUUCCGCCCAACCGGACAUCGUCUGGCUCCAAUGAUACAGUUAUUCAUCAUUCAAUUGUUCAAAUGAUCAUUAAACCAGUAUGAGAUUAAACAUAAGAACUCUCUUUUUAGUUCUUUCUUCUUUAAUUAUAGUAUGCACAUUGUCACUAUGGUCCAAUUGCUCAAAUCAAACCUUUGAUACAUUUUCAAAGAAUAUUAAACCCAAUUAUGAAUCAUUAGUUCAAAAUAUAAAACCAAUAGACUGUCUCAUUAAUGGAAAUAAUGUUCAUGUGGAUUGCCUUAUAAAAAACAACACAGUAUAUAUUCCAUUUUCAUUUCUUAAAAACUAUUUUGAGGUUUAUGGAAAAAUUAUUGAAACUGAUGAAAACAAAAAAAAAUUCCAUUGGUCACAUAGCUAUUCCAAAAUAUAUCAUCAAAAUGGAAAAUAUGACUCUCGGGGUGUGUUCACAAAUUUCCAAAAUUAUAAAGUUGAAGAAAGAGAUCGUGUAAAGUGUGUUAGUGCUUCUGAAGGAGUCCCAGUAUCGACUCAGUGGAAUCCUCAUGGUUAUUAUUAUCCAACACAAAUAGCUCAAUUUGGGUUAUCUCAUUAUAGUAAAAAUCUUACUUUACCAUCACCAAAAGUAAGGGUCUUAGAAAAUGGUCAGUUAAAUCCUCUAUGGAAUGUUCCCAAAACUUCAAAAAUACAAAUAGCGUUCAAUGCUCAAGUCAAUAGUAAUGUUAUAGAUUUUUUCAGUACAGAUAAACCAAUUUUGUUAAAAAUUGACAGCAAAGAAGAUUUUUUCAUUAGUUUUGAUGUUGCUUUGUCUUUAUCAACAAGUAGUAGCAUUGUUAUUAGUAUAAAAGAAAUAAAGGAUCAAGAAGUAUGGAAUCUGCAUUACAUAUGUUCUAGAACGUUUAUAUUUGCAAAGGGUCAUAAUAUUUAUCAUGGAAUGCAUUGUGGUAGAGAAUUUGGUUGGAAAAAAUUGACAAGAAAUGUAUUAGUUGACUUACAAAAGGGCUUACAUGUAUUAAAAAAAACAACAACAAAAAUGUUUCGUUCAAAAUAUAAGUUAUGUGAUUUUAAACUGUAUGGAGUUGGAUUCUUGGACAACCUAACACUCAGUUCUAGUGAUCAUAUUAGUCAAUUUUAUGCUGCAGCACAUUGGUUCAAUAAACAUCAAGAUAAAGAGUCUGGAGGUUGGAUUAAUCCAGUUACUCGUAAAAUAUCUCCUGUUAUCAAACCAUUAAAGCCAGGCUGGUUAUCUGCUAUGGGUCAGGGCCAAGCAAUAUCAUUGCUCUCCAGGGCAUUUUUCCAUUCUGGUGGCAAUGAAAUGUAUUUAAAAACAGCUCAUACCGCUCUAAAGCCCUUUAAAAUUUCAACUAAAAAUGGUGGCGUUUUGUCUGAGUUUAUGAAUUUACACCCAUGGUAUGAUGAAUAUCCUACAGUUCCACCAAUAUUCAUUUUAAAUGGUUUUAUGUACUCCUUGAUUGGAUUAUAUGAUUUGUUUUCAUUAGCUCCCAAUGGUUCAGAGGUUUCACAAGAAGCUCAUUCAUUGUGGAAACAAGGUAUGACAUCAUUGAAAAAUCUGUUACCUUUGUUUGACAUGGGGUCAAGAUCAGCCUAUGAUCUCAGACAUGUAACACUUGAUAUAGCGCCAAAUAUUGCUCGAUGGGAUUAUCACGCUACACAUAUCAACCAACUAUUGUUGUUGGCAACACUGGACAAUGCAACAGUUAUACAAACUACAGCCAAAAGAUGGAUUGGUUAUAUGAAUGGUGCUCGUGCAUCGCACAAUUAAGUUAUUAAGACACUAAGAGUAUUGAAUAUAAAUUUAGUAAAAUAUAUUUAAGAUAAUUUUGGAAAAAAA
Molecule: messenger RNA, 2280 nt
Organism: Metopolophium dirhodum (rose-grain aphid)
Lineage: Eukaryota; Metazoa; Arthropoda; Insecta; Hemiptera; Aphididae
Gene: Hsepi
Product: D-glucuronyl C5-epimerase
Exons: 10
Coding region: 514-2211 (565 amino acids)
Biological process (GO): heparan sulfate proteoglycan biosynthetic process
Cellular component (GO): Golgi apparatus
Molecular function (GO): heparosan-N-sulfate-glucuronate 5-epimerase activity
Source: RefSeq, a predicted model, not a curated record